Rhipicephalus sanguineus (brown dog tick) is the source of this 1209-nucleotide messenger RNA. RefSeq names its product zinc finger C3HC-type protein 1-like. The coding region runs from base 78 to 1058 and encodes 326 amino acids. The record is from RefSeq and is a predicted model, not a curated record. Gene Ontology annotation, molecular function: zinc ion binding. Gene Ontology annotation, cellular component: nucleus. Lineage: Eukaryota; Metazoa; Arthropoda; Arachnida; Ixodida; Ixodidae. The transcript has 8 exons.
AGUUCGCCGGGCUCGUGAUUAACAUGCCGGUGUUUUGAAACGAAACUUUCUCUUGUUUACAGCAGUGACCGUUCAUAAUGUCUGCAGCAAAGUGUUCAACGGGCAUAGAGUCAUUAGGGUAUGAACUGCCAAUGUGCCGAAAAGAAUAUGAAAACUACAAAGCGCGCAUCCAAACUUUCAUUGACGAGUACGGAUCUCAAUCCAAAUGGUCCUGCAAGCCACCAGAACUUUCGCCAUCGGUGUGUGCUCGGUUUGGUUGGAAGUGUGUAGGUGAAGACAUGCUUUGUUGCAUCUCGUGCAAGUCCCAUCUCGAUUGCCAAAUCAGUCUUCGUUUGGGCCACAAACUGUAUACGGAAUGUACACAGAAGCUGGUUUCAUCCCUGAAAGAUGCUCAUAAGAGCUGCUGCCCUUGGAAGACAGCGCCUUGCCCGGAUUCCUAUGCUGUCAUGGAGCCAGUGAUGCGUCACGAAGCACUUGACCAGCUGCGCGAAAGGCUCGGAACGCUUGUCCCCAUCCUCACUUCGCUCCCAUCGCUCUGCACUGAGCAGGUUCACAAGCAGGUACGUGUACUGUUUGGUGCUGAAGCAAUAGCAAAGAUAUGCAAGUUGGCUGGUGAAGAGCAAACAAAGGAGAGCGAACGGGCCAUCUUGCUCGCACUGACUGGCUGGAAGACAGCCAAUCCAACUGAAAAACUGAAGCAACUCAGCUGCGAGUUUUGCUGUAGGAAGGUUGGAACCUGGCUCUAUGCAUCUCCCAAAGAGCUCAUCUCUGAUGACACUAGUUGCAAGCAAGAAAACGGCAAUGGACACAGUGUCAAAAGGAAGCACGAGGAGGAAGAAAUGGACCCAGUGAAGGAGCAUCGUCCAUGGUGCAUUUGGGUUGUCACUGGAACGUCGGGAAAGAAAGGCUGGGUUGUUUACAGCGAGUGCCUCCUGAGGAAUCUCGAAUCGAGCAGCGAUCAAACCGGAACCGGCACUCCUCCUUCAGUUGCUGCAUUCCAAGAAAAAGUUGAACGGAUCCUCAACUCGUGGAAGAAGAUUAAGGUGCCUCGUACUUGAAGAACUUGUGUUACGCCUGAUGAGGAACCCCAGAGCUUCAUAUUUCGUAUUAAUUGUGUUCAAAGUUACAAACGACGGUAACAGUUGUGAUCUUCAAAAGGUCGAAGCUAUCACGCAAUCACAUCCUCGCAAUAAACGUUAUUUAUUUACA